Kogia breviceps (pygmy sperm whale) is the source of this 4851-nucleotide messenger RNA. The record is from RefSeq and is a predicted model, not a curated record. NCBI's taxonomy places the organism in Eukaryota, Metazoa, Chordata, Mammalia, Artiodactyla, Physeteridae.
UGAUAGGUGAGAAGUGGAAUUAUUUAGGGAGGUACGCAUUCCUUAGAAAGUGGUCUGUCUCAAAAGGUGAGAGCGGCCCUGAAAUACAGGGUGGUUACUUUUCAUGGGCCGGGUGGUUUCAUAGGCUAACAAGUAGGAGGGUUGUUCCAACUUUUUCAGGGGAAGGGCAGGGGCCUCGGAACUGUGGGGCCUGUGGGUGUGUCAUUUAGCUGAUGUACUACAGUGAAUAUAUAAUGAGGCUCGGGGACGGGGUGGGGGGGGGGUGUCUUCCACCAUCUUGGGCGUAGUUGGUCCUAACCAGUUUUUGUCAUAUCUGACAUCUGUGUUGUUCCUUAAGGAUUGUGCUCUGCCCCCUCCCCUCCUGGUUUCCAGUCCCUCCCAGGAGGGCGUGCACUGCCUAAAGAUGUAUCUGCUGCACCUAAAUAUACCUGGUUACUUUCUUACCUGAGAAAGAGCGUAUCAGAAACUCCGCUUCCCCAGUGCUGCUGGCGGUACAUGUUCGCCUGGCACUUGUUGCUGUUCUGAAGGGUGGAGUGUGGUCUCCUUGCUCCUGUAAUUUCAUACACUUAUUCAGCAAACAUUGAGCCACUGGCUGCUCUGCUGGGGCAGGAAGGGGGGUGUGAGAACGACGAGGCAGAGGACCCCAAGGGGGCUCAGGAGGGGCCUCAGCGAGAGGGUGACAUGGCCAAGCACCAGCCGAGGGGCAGGAGCCACCCCAGCCAAGGGGGGGCCCGGGCAGGGCUGAGCAGUCUGAGGAACAGUGUAGGGGCGAGGUGAGGGUGGCCUUGGAGCCGAGAACAGUCACUGUGUUCCCAUGGCGGGGCAAGACAGGACGGUCUGCCGAGGGCCCAGGUUCUGGAUCAUGUGCAGGUGCCAGAUCAGCUGGGGCAGAACUGGGUGGAGGGCGGGGUCGGUGUUUGAUGUUCAGUGUCUGAGAUGCUAGAGGACACCCACGUGGAGAUGCCCAGUGGAGGGAAGGAGGUCACCAGUUCAGCACACCAAAGGGAGCCCCUGGACCCCACUGGACAUUCAGGCCUGUGCAGCAGGAAGCAGCUCAGGUCACAGACACGGGCUCGGGCAGGAGCUGGCCUGGCCCAAGGCCUCGUGGCCGGCCACCAGCACCCACUGGGGAGGCUGUGAAUGGGGCGCCUGUGGGUGCUCAGUAUUGGGUCCUGGCCCAGGUACGGUCAUCCCGUAGCGCAAAUGACUGUCCACCUCUGCUGGGUUCCCAGAGGACCAGAGCUGUGCCGUUAACAAAGGUCGGUAUCCGGUUUUGGGUGAAUUCUGGGGUACUUUUAUUCACUCCUUGAAUUCUAAUCGAAGACUCCGGUUGGAAUUCUGAUUAGAGCCAUGUUGCCUUUACACGCACAGACGCGCGCGCACCCACGUUUGGGGGGUGGGCAUUCCCGGGGGACGGAGGGGUGGGCAGUGAGAGCCGGCCUCGCCCCGCCAAGGCUCCUGCUACCCAGAGGCAGCCACGGUCUCGGGUUCAGUGUGUAUUUUCCCGAAAGUUGUGUGUGUGAACGUGCUCAGCCACUGGGCGUCUUACAAAGAAAGUGAGGUGGUGGGUCCCUGACUUGCUCCCCCAGAGGCCCACAGUGUGAGGUGAAGCGUCCUGCUUGGUGAGGUGCCUGCCUGAGGGGGUUGACCUCAUUCUUGCGUCAUUUUUCCCCGAGCAAUCUGCCUGCUGGGCUUCUGUGUCCCUGUUGCGGACCCUGGACUCGGCCUCCAGAUGAUGUCAGCCCCAUCGCCCUGCCAGGGGAGCUCUUGGCACCCCCCUUCUGUCUGGCAGUUGGGGUGUGACAGAUAGCUUACUUGGCCUGGCAUUUCCCCAGAACCUGCCCACCCUCGGGCCUCCCUGUCAGGUGCUCAAACCAAAUCCCUGGGUCACUCUGGACUCCCACCAGAACCCGACCCCCGCUGGAGCCGCCACCGGGGCAGGACCAGGCGUGGUCAGGGCAUCGGUGAGCCCACAGAAGGGCUGUGGUCAAGCCAGGCGUGCAGGGCCUGGCAUGGGGUCCCCACAGGAGUGCGGCCCUGGCAGGACUGUCCACGCCCAGCAUCUCUGGAGGCAGCCAGGCCCGGUGCCUCCCUGGAUGACAGCUUGGCUCCUGUGAGGACACGCUCACCCGGCCCUGUGCGCGCACUGCAGGCCGUGCCAGUCCCACAGGCUCCUCCAAUUUCCAUCUUCCUCAGAGACCCCAGGGACCCGGUGAUGGCAGCGGCCAGGCUCCUACCGCCACCAGCGGUGCCCCAGGCCAAGGUGACCUUCGAGGACGUGGCCGUGCUCCUCUCCCAGGAGGAGUGGGACCGCCUGGGCCCUGCUCAGCGGGGCCUCUACCGACACGUGAUGAUGGAAACCUAUGGGAACGUGGUCUCUGUGGGAAUUCCAGGAUCCAAGCCCGAGGUGAUCUCACAGCUGGAGCGAGGAGAGGAGCCGUGGGUCCUGGACAAACAGGGAAAUGAGGGGCGCCGGGGCCUGGGCACUGGCCACUCAGACAACUUCACGUGCGACCACAUGACAGCUUGUGUGCAACGAGACGGCACGUCCUGUCCCCGGGGAUGUGAGAACCAGGAGCAGGACCAGGACCGAGACUUGAGCCUGAGACCGCUCACUUCAGAGGAGAUAUCGAUGAUUCUGAGGAAAACCCCCACCGAGUGGGGCGACCAGGGAAGCUACGAACCCGAGGAGAGCUGCUGUCUGAGUCCCGGCCACGCUGGCCCCCCUGAAGGCCGGGCCUUGAGUCAGGGCGUGCCUGGCGCUCAGCGACCAGCCGUUCGUGGCGGGGAGAGACCCUACCGGUGCGUGGAGUGUGGGAAGUGCUUUGGGCGGAGCUCCCACCUCCUCCAGCACCAGAGGACCCACACCGGGGAGAGGCCCUACGUGUGCGGUGUGUGCGGCAAGGCCUUCAGCCAGAGCUCGGUCCUCAGCAAGCACAGGAGGAUCCACACGGGCGAGAAGCCCUACGCGUGCCACGAGUGUGGAAAGGCCUUCCGCGUGAGCUCAGAUCUCGCUCAGCAUCACAAGAUACACACGGGGGAGAAGCCACACGAGUGUCUCGAGUGUCGCAAGGCCUUCACGCAGCUCUCCCACCUCCUCCAGCACCAGCGCAUCCACACCGGGGAGAGGCCCUACGUGUGCGGCGUGUGCGGGAAGGCCUUCAACCACAGCACCGUGCUGCGCAGCCACCGGCGCGUGCACACCGGGGAGAAGCCGCACGCGUGCGCGGAGUGCGGCCGUGCCUUCAGUGUGAAGAGGACGCUGCUCCAGCACCAGCGGGUCCACACCGGGGAGAAACCCUAUGCCUGCGGCGAGUGUGGCCGUGCCUUCAGCGACCGCUCCGUCCUCAUCCAGCACCACAGCGUGCACACGGGCGAGAAGCCCUACGAGUGCAGCGAGUGCGGCAAGGCCUUCCGGCACCGCUCCACCCUCCUGAACCACGAACGCAUCCACACCGAGGAGAAGCCCUACGGCUGCUACGCAUGCGGCAAAGCCUUCGUGCAGCACUCCCACCUGACCCAGCACCAGCGGGUCCACACUGGCGAAAAGCCCUACGUGUGCAGCGAAUGUGGCCAUGCCUUCAGUGCCCGCAGGUCCCUGGUCCAGCACCAGCGGGUCCACACGGGCGAGAGGCCAUUCCGCUGUGCACAGUGCGACAAGGCCUUCAGCCUGAAGGCCACGCUGAUCGUGCACCUGAGGACCCACACAGGCGAGAGGCCCUACGAGUGUAGCCGCUGUGGCAAGGCCUUCAGCCAGUACUCGGUGCUCGUGCAGCACCAGCGCAUCCACACAGGUGAGAGGCCCUAUGAAUGUGGGGAGUGUGGCCGUGCUUUUAACCAGCAUGGCCACCUGAUCCAGCACCAGAAGGUACACAGGAAGCUGUGACCUUGGCCGCACUCAAAGCUGCACUUGGGAACUUGGGCACCCACAGCCCCAGGAAGCCUCCAGUCCAAGGGAGGUGCCCGUCACCGUCACCAAGUGUCACUGAGAAACUCAAGGAAAGCACUGACAUGUCUCUGGAAGAACUUCAGAGGAUGCCUCUUUCGUUCCUCUCAACUUCUUAAGGUCACACUGCAGAGUAAUUACACAAUUAUAGAGAAUUUUGGUGAAGACAGUUACAAUUCAUUCUUUAACAUUAGUUUAUCAGAAGUGAGGAAGUAGAGGAAGUUACAGCAUAAGGAUUACUGUCACGUUAAAACUUCCUUACACUCCAAAUAAAGGUUUUUUUCUUAGAACAUUAUAUGCCUUUCCUAAAUUCAAUGACUGUUCCGAUUAUUGCACUUAAAAUUAGAAUGUUGGACUAUAUUUUCAGUAUUCUGUUAAGCACUACAAUGUUGUGUGGAUAAAAUGAUUACAAAAAAGAUUGUCACCAAGUGUCGUAAUGUAUUAUGGCUGAAAGUCCUGUGUGUGUGGAACCACUUGUUUUGUAUGAAAACCGGGUGGCAGGGGGGUGGGGGGGCAGGACUCUAAAGAUUAAUUAGUGAGAAAUGAUGUAAAUUUAGAAAACCGUUUAUCUAGUCCUUUAACUUUUCAAGAUCAGAAGGGAUGUCCUAACUUACUUAUUAGUGAAGAUUCAACUCAAAAAUGGAUCUUUUCCUCAAAACCUGUGCACAGAAAUCAUGGGAUAUCUUGGGCUUCUGGGCCCAUUUAGGCUUAGGAGGCCUCUUCGCACUCAGAGCCCAGACCUCACAGCUGCUAUACCACAUGGGUGCCUCUUUAUACACUAUGGUGUUUGUUUACCAAAAAUAGUGUUACUAAAAAGACAGUUCUUUGGCACAUACUUUUAAAACAAUAUUCUCAAAUAGCUUUUUGUUUACUCUUUCUGAUAUUUCUAUUCCUAUGACUGAGGU